AUGAUACGAUUUCUCUGUUUCUUUGUGCUGUUUACUGUCGUAUCAGCAAGAGGGAUCCUCGGUGCGUUAAUGCAGGGUGAUAUUGAACAUUUCAAUGGUACCAUUUCUCUGCCGAAUGCCAUGGAAGAAAACGAAGAAUCAUCAUCGUCUGAUUAUUCUCGUCAGCGUAGUUUUGCCGGUGUUACAAUCAAUACGAAUAUUUUCACGUUGUUUUAUUACAAGAACAGUCAAAUAUAUGUGUAUAACACAUUGGCCAAUGAAAAUAAAUAUCCCAACGAUCCGUCUCGAUGGAUAUUCUACUAUAUUCCAAUAAUGGCUCCAUUUCGAACUGUAUCGGACACAACCUGGGCAUGGUCAAUAGAGAACGAAGUUCGUGUCAACCUUAUGUUGGGUGAUAGAGAAGUAGAAGAGACGGCACGUGAAGCCAUUGCCAAAAAGUUCGACAUGAAAACAGGCGAAUAUGCUAAAUAUUGGGAUAUAGCACCGUUGAUGAUUGAAUCUUUGACUGCUUUCGUUGUAAAAGGCAGUAGUUCGCCGAUAGCAGGUGUACAACCUUAUCAUGCCGUUCAUCCGAAUUCGCUGAAUAUGAUUUUUCGAUUUCCCUGUUCAACAAGUACGAAUGCACGCGAUGUUGCGAGAUUGAUUGCCAAUGGGGAAUAUGAUAUUGAAAUCGCGUUCCAUUUUGAUGGCUUCAAACAAACGUCAACGUCACUGGUAUCAAUCACCGCUGAACAAUUGAAAAGUAUCACCAGUAAGACGACAGCUGAUGGCGGUAAUUCAGAUGCAAAAUAUAUCCAUCGUAGUCAAACUUCCAAGUUUGUCGGAACGUAUAUCACAAACGUGAAAAAGUUGAUAUACUCGGAAAGUUCAAGUGUCGACACACAAUCAUUAUCGAAAGGAUUGGAAGAUCAAUUUAUCUCAUUAUUACAACAAGGUAAAGCAAUUAAGAAACACCAAGCAUAUUACAAUUGUGAAGGUUUAAGAACUCAUACAGAAGAUUUGGAUAUAUUACUACAUGAAUAUACUCUACAGAUUGUGGUACUUACUGGAGUAGGAUCAAUGGUCAAAUCAUUGCCAAAUAUUCCCGAAUAUUACUGGCAUGGACAGAAAGGUACAAACAGCUUUGGUGGAGUAGCUAUUCUAAUACAUAACUCGAUAAAUUCUAAAGUAGUAGCUAAAAGAGACAAUUUUCUGGUGGUUGAACUCGAAUUAGGAACAAACGAGAUACUACUGGGAGCAGUAUAUGUUCCACCCGAAAAUAAACUACCACUAGAUUCAUUUGAAAUAUUCAAAGAUAGAAAAUUCUUUUUAUUUGGUGAUUUUAAUGCUAAACAUACUUCCUGGGAUUGUAAAAAAAAUAAUGGUUGCGGAAUAAUAUUAAAAGAAUGGAUAGAGAAAAAUGGAUAUGAAGGUAUCUUUCCAUCUGUACCUACAUCAAAAAGGUCUGAUGCAAUAAUAGAUUUCGGUAUAGGUUACUCGUCAAUAGGAUGGAGUCAUGAACAAGAGAAGUCAACAACAUGCGGCGUAAAUAUCGAAGAUCAUUAUGUUUAG
Adineta ricciae is the source of this 1551-nucleotide messenger RNA. Lineage: Eukaryota; Metazoa; Rotifera; Eurotatoria; Adinetida; Adinetidae. The record is from the annotation of a GenBank genome assembly.